Penicillium crustosum is the source of this 1005-nucleotide messenger RNA. Its product is annotated as AMMECR1 domain-containing protein. Bases 1 to 1005 code for a protein of 334 amino acids. The transcript has 2 exons. The record is from RefSeq and is a predicted model, not a curated record. NCBI's taxonomy places the organism in Eukaryota, Fungi, Ascomycota, Eurotiomycetes, Eurotiales, Aspergillaceae.
AUGGCGAACACCGCACAAUGCUACUAUUGCUUUGAGUCUCUGCUCGCUUCAUUCGAGGAUCGCGAGCCCCCCACUCUGGCAGCCGUCGAGGCCCUAUGGGAACAGCACGAGCAAACUAAGAAGUUGUCGAGUCUUGAAGAGCAACUCGAAGUGGAAGAUACAGACCACCAGCAGUCCGUGAAUGAACCGGACGAAGAUGACGAUAGCAACCAAUCGACCCAGUCAAGUAGUCAGCCCAAGAAGCUGCAACUGCCCAGAAUCAGCCGUCUUCAAAGCCAAUUCUCCGCCUCUUCCAGCGCAGCCACAUCUUCGUCAUCCGCAUCCAAUACUUCAUCCAACUCGCUACAGUCAAGCUCAACCAAUAUCACCACGCCAAGUGCGGUUUCCGAAACCCCUCAGCUGAGAUCGUCUGAUCAGCGAUAUCCCUUGUUCGUAACAUGGAAUACCCUGUCACGAAGUGGACACAAGUCUCUACGCGGGUGUAUAGGCACAUUCGAGGGGCAGGAACUUGCAGCGGGGUUAAAGUCCUACGCUUUGACCUCGGCUUUCGAUGACACCCGUUUUGAGCCCAUUCCCAAAUCCCUUCUCCCCUCCCUAUCAUGCUCCCUCACCCUCCUUGGGUCUUUCGAGCCGUGUACAAAUGCCCUGGACUGGUCUCUGGGUACUCACGGGCUGCGGAUCUCCUUCAUCCACCGUGGCCGUCGCUAUGGCGCCACUUAUCUCCCUGACGUUGCUGUCGAGCAGGGCUGGACCAAAGAAGAGACCGUGGAAAGCUUGAUGCGCAAGGCGGGCUGGGAUGGUGGUGGCAGUACUGCACGGAGACUGCUACGUGGUGCAGCUGGUGGGAACUCCAGCGCCACUAAGCCCUGGGAUCAGGUCUCGGAUUUCCGUACUGUCAGAUACCAGGGUCUCAAGGCAAGCGCCAGUUAUGCGGAAUGGCAGGAAUGGCGAGGGUGGGUUCUCUCUCUGGAUGAUGGGGAGGAAAUCCUGGAAGGCACGGAUUGA